Alnus glutinosa is the source of this 2411-nucleotide messenger RNA. RefSeq names its product DELLA protein GAIP-B-like. The record is from RefSeq and is a predicted model, not a curated record. Gene Ontology annotation, molecular function: sequence-specific DNA binding; DNA-binding transcription factor activity. The transcript has a single exon. Bases 133 to 1998 code for a protein of 621 amino acids. Lineage: Eukaryota; Viridiplantae; Streptophyta; Magnoliopsida; Fagales; Betulaceae. Gene Ontology annotation, cellular component: nucleus. Gene Ontology annotation, biological process: negative regulation of seed germination; regulation of DNA-templated transcription; jasmonic acid mediated signaling pathway.
AUGAAGUGGUAGUAGGAGUGAAAAACCAAGCAGAACCCCCCAAUCCCCAAUGCCCAGAUUCUUCACGCAGUUGGUUUCGGAGCAGAGCAGCAGCAGCAGCAGCCGAACAGAAAAAAAGCAAAAGCGAAAGCCAUGAAGAGGGAGCUGGAUCCUCAACUCCGCUCUCUGCCGGACUCUUCUAUAACGGCGACAGCCUGCUCUAGCAAUAUGGGCAAAGCCAAGAUGUGCUGGGAAGACGACGUACAACAACAAGACGGCGGGAUGGACGAGCUCUUGGCCGUGUUGGGGUACCAGGUGCGGUCCUCCGACAUGGCUGAGGUGGCCCAGAAGCUGGAGCUCCUCGAGGAUUUGAUGGGUAAUGCUCAGGGAGACGGCCUCUCUCAUCUCGCGUCUGAUACCGUCCAUUACAACCCCUCCGAUCUGUCCACAUGGCUCCAGAGCAUGCUCUCUGAGUUUAACCCCCCACCUACCAAUCAAUUCGAUUCCUUGGUGCCGCCCGCCGCAGGGGCUCCGCCGGUUCCUCUCGACGAUUCGUUUUUGGGUCCGGCCGAAUCCUCCACCAUCACCUCCAUCGAUUUCGAUCCGCAAAAUAGUAAUAAUAAUAAUCGGAACCGAGGAGUCUUCGAAGAUUCUUCUACUUCCGAUUACGAUCUCAAAGCUAUUCCUGGUAAGGCCUUGUAUAGUCAACCCCAAAGCCAAAGCCGAAACUCCCAGAUCGAAUCUCCAUCCUCCAAGCGGUUGAAACCCUCGUCCGGGUCCGGGUCCGGGUCAAAUCCAGAAAAUUAUUUCUCGGGUUCUUCUUGUAUAGGAGGCGGCGGUUUAACUGUUCCCAGCGACGCCACUCGCCCUGUCGUGCUCAUCGACUCGCAAGAGAACGGAAUUCGGCUCGUCCAUGCUCUGUUGGCCUGCGCCGAGGCCGUACAACAGAACAACCUCAACCUAGCGGAGGCCCUGGUCAAGCAGAUCGGAUUCUUGGCCGUGUCCCAAGCAGGCGCGAUGCGAAAGGUCGCCACGUACUUCGCGGAGGCCCUGGCUCGCCGAAUCUACAGGGUAUACCCUCAGAUCCCUCUAGACCACUCGCUCUCCGAUAUCCUCCAGAUGCACUUCUACGAGACUUGUCCGUACCUCAAAUUCGCUCACUUCACUGCCAACCAGGCCAUCCUCGAAGCCUUCUCGGGCAAGAAGCGCGUCCACGUUAUAGACUUUUCCAUGAACCAAGGUAUGCAGUGGCCGGCGCUCAUGCAAGCCCUAGCUCUCCGCCCCGGCGGCCCGCCUGCUUUUCGUCUGACCGGUAUUGGGCCUCCCACCGCGGACAAUUCGGACCAUCUCCAGGAAGUGGGCUGGAAGCUGGCCCAGCUGGCCGAUACCAUAAACGUGGAGUUCGAGUACAGAGGGUUCGUCGCCAACAGUUUGGCCGAUCUCGACGCCUCGAUGCUGGAGCUCAGGCCGAGCGAGGUGGAGUCGGUGGCGGUGAACUCUGUGUUCGAGUUGCACAAGCUGUUGGCUCGGCCCGGAGCGGUCGAGAAAGUGUUGUCGGUUGUGAAGCAGAUGAAGCCGGAGAUCGUGACUGUAGUGGAGCAGGAGGCGAACCACAACGGUCCGGUUUUCGUGGACCGAUUCACGGAGUCGUUGCACUACUACUCCACCAUGUUCGACUCGCUCGAGGGGUCGGCGAGCAGCAACGACAAGGUGAUGUCGGAGGUGUACCUGGGGAAGCAGAUAUGCAACGUGGUGGCGUGCGAGGGGGCGGACCGGGUGGAGCGGCACGAGACGACGGCCCAGUGGCGGGGUCGGCUGGGCUCGGCCGGGUUUGCGCCGGUUCACCUGGGUUCGAACGCAUUCAAGCAGGCGAGCGUUUUGCUGGCCCUGUUUGCCGGUGGGGAUGGGUACAGAGUUGAAGAGAACAAUGGGUGUCUGAUGCUCGGCUGGCACACUCGCCCGCUCAUCGCCACCUCCGCAUGGCAACUCGCCGCCUCCAGCGCUGCUUUGGUCCACUGAGUCAACUCAGCGAGUCAGGUCAACUCGUUUUUUUUUUUUUUUUAAUAUAUUUCAGUCUCCCCUCCCCCAACCCCCCCCCCACCACCACCACCACCACGGCUUUAGUGGACUGGACCGGGCUGUCAAAUGUGUUUUGCUGAGCUGGGUGGGUUACCCCUGACACGGACUGGGUGAGACCCACCGCUGUCCGUCCUACUUUGUGUCUCCCCCAUUUUCUUCUUCUUCUUCUUCGUGUUUUUUUUUUUUAAUUUUUUAAAACCCCCCUCUCUCUCUCUCUCUCUCUGCCUUUUCUUUUUGGGUGGAAUCUUUUUGUAAUUUCCAGGGUGAAUCAAAAAUGUUAAUGUCUAUUUAUGUUUAUGUAUCAAGUAUAUAUAAGUUUUGCGGUAAUAAGAAUUUUCAACAACUUUCUCUUA